Molecule: messenger RNA, 5092 nt
Organism: Salvia splendens (bonfire salvia)
Lineage: Eukaryota; Viridiplantae; Streptophyta; Magnoliopsida; Lamiales; Lamiaceae
Product: myosin-15
Exons: 39
Coding region: 264-4814 (1516 amino acids)
Biological process (GO): actin filament organization
Cellular component (GO): cytoplasm; myosin complex; actin cytoskeleton
Molecular function (GO): actin filament binding; ATP binding; microfilament motor activity
Source: RefSeq, a predicted model, not a curated record
GUGAGCAUUUAUUCAUUUAAGAAGCCAAAAAAAACGAGAUAAAACUGUUCAGUUUUUGAUCAAUUUUUGAGUUUUUUUACUAUGAAUUUUUCCAUUAUCUUCGGGCGGGAAGCUGAAAAUUCCACAAAUUCAUUUCAUGGAAAUUAGGGCUCGUGAAUUCGUCUAGAGCUCAGCAAGUUCAUUUUCUUUCCUGCUAUUUCCGUUCACCGACUUUUGGAAUUACAUGAGAAUUGAAGUGAAAAUAGUCAGAAAUUGCUGAAAAAAUGGCUCUCCGGAAGGGCUUCAAAGUGUGGGUGGAAGACAGGGAUUCGGCCUGGGUUGCGGCGGAGGUUGUUGAUUUCGUCGGAAAACAAGUUCAGGUCAUAACCGCCGCCGGGAAAAAGGUGGUGGCGGCGGCGGAGAAGCUGCAGCCAUGCGAUGGAGAGUCAGAACUGGGUGGAGUGGAUGAUAUGACCAAAUUGACUUAUUUGAAUGAGCCUAGUGUUCUGGAUAACCUUCAGAGAAGAUAUGGUCUUAAUGAAAUUUAUACAUACACGGGAAGCAUAUUGAUCGCAGUCAACCCAUUCACCAAGCUUCCUCAUCUAUAUAAUAUGUACAUGAUGGAGCAGUAUAAGGGGGCUCCCUUUGGUGAAUUGAGCCCCCAUGUAUUUGCUGUCGCUGAUGCAUCCUACAGAGCGAUGAUGAGUGAGAAACGUAGUCAGUCUAUUCUAGUAAGUGGAGAAAGUGGUGCUGGAAAAACUGAGACGACAAAGUUAAUUAUGAGAUAUCUCACUUAUGUUGGUGGCCGUGCUGUAGAGGAUGAAAGAAAUGUUGAAAAACAAGUUCUGGAGUCAAACCCACUUUUGGAGGCAUUUGGGAAUGCAAGAACCAUUAGGAAUGAUAAUUCAAGUCGCUUUGGCAAGUUCGUUGAGAUCCAGUUUGAUUCAAAUGGUAGAAUUUCUGGGGCUGCAAUCCGAACAUAUCUCCUGGAGCGGUCUCGUGUGGUUCAAAUCACUGACCCUGAGAGAAAUUACCACUGUUUCUAUCAGUUGUGUGCAUCUGGCAGGGACACUGAGAUGUACAAGCUAGAUCAUCCUAGCAACUUUCAUUACUUGAAUCAGAGUAAAGUUUAUGAGCUAGAUGGGGUAGACAAUGCCGAAGAAUAUGUGAAGACAAGAACAGCAAUGGAUAUUGUGGGGAUUAGUGAGGAUGAACAGGAAUCAAUAUUUCGAACUUUGGCUGGAAUUCUACAUCUUGGAAAUGUAGAGUUUUCUCCUGGAAAAGAGCAUGAUUCUUCGGUUGUCAAGGAUCAGAAGUCCAAUUUCCAUUUAGAAAUGGCUGCUGAGCUCUUUAGGUGUGAUAUUAAUCUUUUGCUGGCCACACUUACAACACGUUCCAUACAAACUCGCGAGGGGAUAAUUGUCAAAGCACUGGACUGUAAUGCUGCUGUAGCUGGCCGUGAUGCAUUGGCCAAGACUGUUUAUUCUCGGCUGUUUGACUGGCUUGUGGAUAAGAUCAACAGAUCUGUUGGACAAGAUCGUGAGUCUAAGUUACAAAUUGGAGUCCUGGAUAUUUAUGGAUUUGAAUGCUUUAAGAUAAACAGCUUUGAACAAUUUUGCAUCAACUUUGCAAAUGAGAAGCUCCAACAGCAUUUUAAUGAGCAUGUGUUUAAGAUGGAACAGGAAGAGUAUCAGAAGGAACAAAUCAAUUGGAGCUACAUUGAAUUUAUUGACAAUCAAGAUGUUCUGGAUUUGAUAGAGAAGAAACCAAUAGGCAUAAUUGCUCUUCUUGAUGAAGCUUGCAUGUUUCCAAAAUCAACUCAUGAGACAUUUUCAAACAAGCUAUUCCAGAAUUUCCGAUCCCACCGACGUCUAGAGAAAGCCAAAUUUUCUGAAACAGAUUUUACCAUCUCUCACUAUGCUGGCAAGGUGAACUAUCAAACGGAGACAUUUAUUGAUAAAAAUCGUGAUUAUGUUGUGGUCGAACAUUGCAACUUAUUAGCCUCUUCCAGAUGCCCUUUCAUAGCUGGUCUCUUUCCACCUUUACCUGAAGAAUCUUCUCGAUCAUCGUACAAGUUUUCAUCAGUGGCCUCUCGGUUUAAGCAACAACUCCAAGCUCUCAUGGAAACACUCAGCUCAACUGAGCCUCACUACAUUCGAUGUGUGAAGCCAAAUUCACUAAAUAAGCCUAACAGAUUUGAGAACUCGAGCAUCUUACACCAGCUGCGCUGUGGGGGUGUAUUAGAAGCUGUUCGUAUAAGCUUGGCAGGAUAUCCCACACGCAAGACAUAUCAUGAAUUUGUGGACCGAUUCGGGAUAAUUUGCUUAGAUAUCAUGGAUAUUGGUUAUGAUGAUAAAACCAUUACUGAAAAAAUACUUGAGAGACUGGGGCUUGAGAACUAUCAGUUGGGUAAAAGAAAAGUUUUUCUUAGAGCUGGUCAGAUUGCAAUAUUAGAUUCACGACGAGCUGAGGUUUUGGAUGCUGCCGUCAAGCGCAUUCAGGGUCGCCUGCGAACAUUUCUUGCUCGAAGGGAGUUUGUUACGAAGCGCGUUGCUGCACUUUCUCUACAAGCAUGUUGUAGAGGUCAUCUUUCUCGAAAUAAUUUCGCUGUCAUGCGUGAUACAGCUGCUGCCAUCAUAGUUCAGAAAUACUUUCGGUCCUGUUUUUUCAGGCAUUUAUAUAUGCAACUUCAUUCUGCUUCUAUACUCAUACAGUCUAGUAUCCGUUGUUUUUCAACUCGCCAGAAGUUUUUGUAUAGAAAACAAGGCAAAGCUGCCACUGUUAUUCAGGCUCAUUGGAGGAUGUGCAAGAUCCGCUCUAUCUAUCGUAAUCGUCAACAUAAUAUCAUUGCGAUACAAUGUCUUUGGAGGCGAAAGUUGGCAAAAAGAGAACUUCGGAGGCUUAAAAAGGAGGCUAAUGAGACUGGAGCAUUACGUAUAGCAAAAGGCAAGCUAGAAAAGCAAUUGGAGGAUCUGACUUGGCGAUUGCAACUAGAGAAAAAAAUACGGGCAUCCAAUGAAGAUGCGAAAUCAGUUGAAAUUUCAAAGCUUCAGAAGACUGUUGAGUCCCUCAUAUUGGAACUAGAUGCAGCAAAACUUAGAGCUCUUAAUGAAUACAAUAAGAACAUGGUCCUACAGAGACAGAUUGACUCCUCAGCUAAAGAAAAAUCUGCCUUUGACAGAGAAACAGACUCUUUGAGCAAACUGAGGAAUGAAAACUCAGUUUUAAAGAGUUCCCUUGCUGCAUUAGAAGAGAAAAACUUAAUGCUGGAGUCUGAACUUGCCCGAACCAAAGAAGAGGCAAAUACUACUGUCACGAAGUUGCAGGAAGUUGGAAAUACAUGUUUACAACUCCAACAAAAUCUGCGGAGCAUGGAAGAAAAGUUAUCGAACCUAGAGAAUGAGAAUCAUAUCCUGCGCCAGAAGACAUUAACCGUGACUCCAAGAACCAGUCGGGCAGGAUUUGCCAAACCUUUCGUUGAUAAAAUCUCCAAUGCCGUUGCUCUUUCGUCCACUGACCAGAAAUCUUAUGAAUCACCUACUCCAUCCAAAAUUAUUGCACCCAUCUCCCAUGGCUUUUCAGAUAGCCGCAGAGCAAAGUCAGGAAUCGAAAAGAAUCAGGGGAACUUAGAUAUCAUAUCACGAUGCAUUAAAGAAAAUUUGGCCUUCAAAGAUGGAAAACCAGUAGCUGCUUGUAUUAUCUACAAAUGCCUCCUCCAUUGGCAUGCCUUUGAAUCUGAGAGGACUGCUAUUUUUGAUUUCAUCAUUGAGAGCAUCAAUGAUGAAUUGAAGGAGGGGGAUGAGAAUGCUGUUUUGCCGUACUGGUUAUCUAAUGCAUCUGCCCUUUUAUGCCUUCUGCAAAGAAACCUGCGGUCCAAUGGGUUCUUGACAUCUGGUUCUCAACGUUCUGCAGGGUCAGCAGGGCUUAAUGGGAGACUCAUGCAAGGCCCAAGGUCAUCUUUCAAAUAUCAUGCUUUGGAUGAUGGUUUAUCCCAUAUGGAAGCUAAGUAUCCUGCUAUAUUAUUUAAACAACAAUUGACUGCAUGUGUGGAGAAGAUAUUCGGUUUGAUACGUGAUAAUUUGAAGAAAGAAAUAUCUCCAUUGUUGGGCCAAUGCAUUCAGGCACCAAAAAACCAGCGAGUUCAUGGUGGCAAGUCUUCCAGGUCACCUGGCAAUGCUCCCCAGCAAUCACCAAGCAGUGAAUGGGAUAGUAUCAUCACUUUCUUGGAUUUGCUGAUGAGUCGAUUACGUGGAAACUAUGUUCCAUCAUUUUUUAUCCGGAAGCUCACCACACAGGUUUUCUCCUUCAUCAAUAUACAAUUAUUCAACAGUUUGCUGCUGCGACGUGAAUGCUGCACAUUCACAAAUGGUGAAUAUGUCAAAUCUGGUCUGGCUGAGUUGGAAAAAUGGAUAGUCAAUGCAACAGAGGAGUUUGCAGGAACUUCUUGGCAUGAGUUGAAUUACAUUAGGCAGGCUGUUGGAUUCUUGGUAAUACAUCAAAAGAGGAAGAAAUCUUUGGAUGAGAUAAGACAGGAUCUCUGUCCGAAAUUGACAGUGCGGCAAAUCUAUCGAAUAAGCACAAUGUACUGGGAUGAUAAGUAUGGGACUCAGAGUGUGUCAAAUGAGGUGGUAUCUCAGAUGAGGGAGAUAGUAAAUAAGGAUUCCCAGAAUGCAACCUCAUCAAAUUCAUUUUUAUUGGAUGAUGACCUGAGCAUUCCAUUCUCCACCGAAGAUGUAUAUAUGGCGAUUCCUGCAAUUGAACCUUCCGAUAUAGAGCCUCCAAAGUUCUUCUCCGAAUACCCUUCUGCUCAGCUGCUGCUGCAGGCUGUGAAGUAAAAGGUCCACCACACAUUGCAUUGCUUGUGCAAACCUUGGUUUUCGCCUUCCUGUAAACGAAGUAGGCCGACUGCUACUGUAGGUUAGGAUGUUGGAUUUGUUUGUACAAAGGAUUUUAGGUAGCAAAUUUGCUCGAAAAGCUAGAGUAUAAUUUUGUCCAAGCUUUGGCCCUUUUUGAGCAAUGUACAUGAUCAAUCUUGUUGUUAAAUGAAGCAUAUUGUAUUCAUCUAAUGCUACUUGCUUUCAUAUAUCUCAAGCUCUUUAUUUUGCUUGUUUUA